Messenger RNA from Aplysia californica (California sea hare), 951 nucleotides. RefSeq names its product transcription factor mef2A-like. Lineage: Eukaryota; Metazoa; Mollusca; Gastropoda; Aplysiida; Aplysiidae. The transcript is spliced from 3 exons. The coding region runs from base 1 to 951 and encodes 316 amino acids. The record is from RefSeq and is a predicted model, not a curated record.
AUGAACUCUUUGGCGUGUUUCAUCGCGGUUUUGACGAUCGCUCUGAGUUCGGGUCUGCCCAGACAGCAGAUAGAACCCAUCUCUUACAGACCGAGCGGCUAUGACCAGUACACUCCUUCCCAAGACACAAACCAGGGCCAGGGAUACCCUCAAGGAGGACCAGUCGACGUGCAGGACAGAGACCCCAUUGACAGCCAGCAGCCGACCUAUCCCGACUAUCAGAAACCCGUUUAUCCGGAUUACCAAAAGCCAUCCUACCCCGAUUAUCAGAAGCCGUCCUACCCUGACUACCAGAAACCAUCCUACCCUGACUACCAGAAACCAUCCUACCCUGACUACCACAAGCCAUCCUACCCUGAUUACCAUCAGCCACAACAACCACAACAACCACAGCAACCACACUACCCCCUGCCCCCCUCCCAGCAGAGCCCACCCCCUCCCCCACCAGUCUACGACCACAACGACAAGUACGACAGCCACCACUCUCACAACUAUGACUACCAGCGAUACUACAAGCUCGAUACUUGCGAGUAUCGCUUUAUCCUGGAUAUGGUUCAAUGUCACGAGAGCAUCGUCAUCCAGAAAGGUGAAGGUCAAGGCCACGGAUCCGAGAAGCACGAAGACAACUACAACAACAACGACUACAACAACGACUACAACAACGAAUAUCACAACGGUUACGACAACGACCACGACAACUCCAAAGCUGGAUUCGAUCUGCCAAACCCCGACUUCCCUAGCGCAGGCUACAUUCCUUACAAACCCAACUACGCCAACUACCUGAGAAAUUACUACAAAUCCGCCUACGAAUCUCGCUCCCGAUACAACCAGCACCAAGGAGAGUACAAGCUGUACAGGAACGAAUACGAGCGUCCCGACUACUCCCCACGAUACGUCUCUCACCCCAGCCCCUUCCCUCUCCGUAACCCAUACCGUCUGCCAUCCAGGUGA